UUUGAAUAUCAAUUAAAAGGCUUGUGGGCAUGGCGUCCUCCUCUCAAUUUAUUUCCCUGUCAGAGCGACGGAGGAAGCGUUCCUGCACGCGUAUAUGAAUAUCACAGUGCUCCUUGUAAAGCCAUAAAUACCACACAGUGCACCAAGAGAUACCAGUCUAAGACGGGUGACAAGAGGAAGUGAGUGACCUUUUACUGGGUAACUGUGUCAAGGGAUGGCAGGCGAAGAGACAUCUUCCUCAUGUUCCACACCUUCAGAGGCCCAUGAAGCCACUGAACAGUUGGGAUGUGUCACUGUCGAACGCCAUGUUCCACGGGUCAAUUGUCCAGAACAUAUUAUUCUUGUCAUAGACGUGUGCAAAGAAGAGGGAAAUACACCGUACAAGCUUGCAGAUGGUACAAAAUAUUCACCAAUGUAUAUGAUGAAACGUGCUCUUACUCUCUUCUUGCAAAAUAAGCAUGCCAUUGAUUCAAGGCACAAGUUUGCUCUGGUGCUGCUUCAUGAGUCACCAGUUUGGCUCCAUGACUUCACAAGUAACCCAAAAGACAUAAUCGCAGAGCUGGAUGAGUUGGAAGACGCCGUUACUUCUGGAUCCCACCUUGACCUGAGCCAUCUCUUUAGCCUCAUUGCAAACCAGGUGUCGGUACCUCAUUGCUCAAACCCAGCUGUGGCUCCUCCACCCUAUGUCAUCAGAACAAUUAUGCUCUAUGGAAGGUCACAGUGUUUACCGCAGUUCCUUUCGGGUAAAACAAGCUUCACCAACCUGAAUCAGAGCCCACAUUACUUCCUUGAUAUUUUGUAUAUGCAUGAGACACCAAGUGAUGACAAUAAGUGUGAGGGGAUCUUCGACUUAUUGUGCGGACUAGAUGAGAGCGGUUGGAGCUACGUCUUGGAGGUAUCUCGCAAUGCCACCAAGCUGCACAAUCACUGUGGCUCCCUCCUUGCUCACCCACUGCAACGACCCACACAGAAGGACGUGCAUUAUACACUCGUGGCAUCAGAGUAAAACAGAGACACGCAAGAAGAGAAAGAAAGAUGAAGAUGGAUUAGCAGAUAUAGACAAGCAAAACAAAGCAAUGAUACAGACAAAUAGUCAGAUAGAGAUAAACAAUGGAUGGACAGACAGACAGAUAGAAGAAAACUUGUUUUACAAAUAAGUGUCAUAUUUUGUUAGCUACCUACUAGUAGUAAAAGUUGCCAUGAAAAUGUACCAAUGUGUAUGAAAUAUGUAUGAAAUUUGCACUUUUUGAUAAGUAAAGGAAAAAAUAUCA
Messenger RNA from Penaeus chinensis, 1271 nucleotides. Its product is annotated as BRISC and BRCA1-A complex member 1-like. The transcript is spliced from 7 exons. The coding region runs from base 215 to 1006 and encodes 263 amino acids. Gene Ontology annotation, cellular component: BRISC complex; nuclear body; BRCA1-A complex. Lineage: Eukaryota; Metazoa; Arthropoda; Malacostraca; Decapoda; Penaeidae. The record is from RefSeq and is a predicted model, not a curated record. Gene Ontology annotation, biological process: mitotic G2 DNA damage checkpoint signaling; double-strand break repair; positive regulation of DNA repair.